AAUUCAUUUUUCCUCUCUAUUUUUUUUUUUAUAAUUUAUUUAUUGAAUCUGUUGAUUAAAACCGACCAUCUUUUCACAGAAACCGCCUAUGGCGACCUUCUUUUGAUCCUCCCAUGGAAAAAAACAGAAGUUUGUUUUGCCAUUAAUGGGGCUUUUUUUCUCAAGAGACCUUUUGAAGCAGGGAAGGAACGGUAGCUGUUUUGGAGUUCUCUCAUGGCUAGUAAAGGGAAUCAGCAUCAAACCCAGCAGCAGCAGCAGCAGCAGCAAGAACAGCAUCAGAUUUCUUAUGGGAUGAUUCAGUCGCCAUCCUUCAUGCCAGGAAAUUUCAUCAGUAGUAAGGAGGCUGGAGCUUAUGACUUGGGCGAAUUAGAUCAGGCUCUUUUCUUGUAUUUGGAAGGGCAAGAUCAUCCAUCAGUUCAAGAACAAAGACAGAACUCAGGAAUCAGGCCUCCUACUUUGAAUAUCUUCCCAUCUGAGCCCAUGCAUGUAGAGCCACCUGCCAAGGUGGGUUUAGGUUUCGUUUCUCCAACAAGCAGUGGUUCUAAGAGAGCAUCAGAGGCUUCCAUGGAAAUAGCCAAUCCAAGAAAUGAUCCGGCAUCUGGCGCUCAACCAGGGAAAGACACCAAAGUAGGAGUCAAGCGUGAAGUACGCAGAAAGGGCCCAACAUCUAGUUCGGAGCAUGAAGGACCUAAAACACCAGAUCCCAAGACAUUGAGAAGACUUGCUCAGAAUAGAGAGGCAGCUCGGAAAAGCAGGCUGAGGAAAAAGGCUUAUGUUCAGCAGCUAGAGUCUAGUAGGAUUAAGCUAACUCAGAUAGAACAGGAGCUUCAAAGGGCUCGAUCUCAGGGUGUGUUUUUCGGUGGCGGAGCCCUCAUGGGAGAACAAGGCCUCAGUAACGGCCUCAAUGGUCUGAGCUCAGAGGCUGCUGUCUUCGACAUGGAGUACACGAGGUGGCUCGAGGAGCACCAUCGCAUCAUGUGUGAGCUCCGCGCAGCAGUGCAAGAACACCUGCAGGAAAAUGAGCUGAGGAUCUUCGUCGACAAUUGCCUCGCCCACUACGACCAGAUGCUGAGCUUGAAAAGCAUGGUGGUGAAAUCCGACGUCUUUCAUCUCGUAUCAGGAAUGUGGAAGACACCAGCUGAACGGUGCUUCAUGUGGAUUGGCGGCUUCCGGCCAUCGGAUCUUAUCAAGAUUAUAUUGAGCCACAUAGAACCAUUAACGGAGCAGCAGAUAUUGGGGAUAUGUAGUCUGCAGCAGUCGACACAAGAGGCCGAGGAUGCACUAACACAAGGACUUGAAGCUCUCCACCAGUCUCUCUCAGAUACCAUUGCUUCAGAUGCGUUGAGCUAUCCCUCUAACAUGGGCAACUACAUGGGACAGAUGGCCCUUGCCAUCAACAAGCUCUCAACCCUUGAAGGGUUCGUCAGACAGGCAGACAAUCUGAGGCACCAAACGCUACAUCGUCUAAACCACAUCCUGACCACACGCCAGGCUGCCCGCUGCUGUUUGGCCAUCGCUGAGUACUUUCACAGGCUCCGAGCACUCAGCUCUCUCUGGUUAGCUCGCCCAAGACAGGAUUAACACCCGCCAAUACGAAAGAGAGGAUCUACCACUUUCUUCUUCUUCUUUUUCUUCUUCUUUUUCUUUUUUCUUCCGAUAUAGAUUUAGAUAUCGCUUGACUCUUUUUUAGAGAGAGAUGUAUAGAUAAAUGUAGUUCUAAUUGCUGAAAGAUGGCUUUAUCUGUCUCUCCAUAGAUGAAUGAUUAGUUUAGAAAUAA
Magnolia sinica is the source of this 1777-nucleotide messenger RNA. Its product is annotated as bZIP transcription factor TGA10-like. The record is from RefSeq and is a predicted model, not a curated record. Gene Ontology annotation, biological process: DNA-templated transcription; regulation of DNA-templated transcription. The transcript is spliced from 11 exons. Gene Ontology annotation, molecular function: sequence-specific DNA binding; DNA-binding transcription factor activity. Lineage: Eukaryota; Viridiplantae; Streptophyta; Magnoliopsida; Magnoliales; Magnoliaceae. The coding region runs from base 214 to 1581 and encodes 455 amino acids.